AUGGGGAGCGAACGCAUAGGCCCCGUAGCGCGUAGACUAGCAGAUGAGGCGCUAGAGCAGAGAUCGCUUGCAGUGUCGGUUUUUUCUUUCUGGGAAAUUGCCUUGCUCGUCCAGAAGAACCGAAUUGAUAUAGGUCAGCCCAUGAGGGUUUGGCGUAACAAUGUGAUAGCUCAGGGAGUCCACGAGAUUGCGGUUUCUGGAGAAAUCGCGCUAAUGUCGACCGAACUAGAUGGACUCCCAGCAGACCCAGCAGACCGCAUCAUAGUUGCCACGGCGCUGGCACGUGAAGCCACGCUCGUAACCGCUGAUGCUAGAAUCCUGGACUGGCGAGGAACACUCGACAGGCACGAUGCCAGAACCUGA
Molecule: messenger RNA, 363 nt
Organism: Geodia barretti
Lineage: Eukaryota; Metazoa; Porifera; Demospongiae; Tetractinellida; Geodiidae
Source: the annotation of a GenBank genome assembly